AUGACGCGCGCACCCUCGCCCCCGGCUUUGGGGGAGCUGCGCAAUCCCAGCUCGCCCGCCGUCCAGGUCAACGCUCUCAAGCAGCUCAAGAACUUUAUCGUGGGGCACGACCAGAGAAAGGAGCUUGUGGUCCGCAGAGGCAUAAUACCAGAGCUGGCGCGCGUGCUGCAGGCGAACGUCAAGACAGCGGGCAAGCGACGGCAGCGCCACCUCAAUGGCGGGGCGGGAGGAGCUUCCACCUCAGCGCCUGCUGCCGAAGACGUUGAGAGCUGGACGCAGGAAGAUGAGGAGCGCUUGCAGGCCACGUUGAUCGUGGGCAGUUUGGCUGUUGGUGGACCACCUUUCGUUGCACCAAUCCUCGCCGGAGGCCUCCUUCAACCGCUUCUCGCCGCACUGUCUCCGAGCGACGCUCCGCCGAAGCUCGUCAUAGCUACCUUGCGCACGCUCAUUUCUCUAGCCUCGGCCACCGGGUCUGACCUCUUUCCCAGCGCCUACCGGGAACGGAUAGCAAACGAAAUAUACCAGAAGCCCGAUGGAGACGCUUUGACCGAGAUUUUGGCUCAGCGGUCGGCCAUGCGUACGAUACAGGAGCAGAUCGGUCUGGCUGCCGAAUUGAUCUCGAAGACUUGCCGGAAAGACGAUCACCGCAAUUUCUUGGUCAAGUCUGGGGCAUUGGACCUGCUCGCGUCGCACUUUGCAGCGCACGUGUCGGCAUCCUCGUUGGUGUCACCGGUCGUGGAGGUCUCCGCCAUAGCUUCGUUCCCGCCCGCGCCGUCGAAAUCGCACUUCCUCCACAUCGUCUCGGCAAUUUCGAGUAUCAUUACGGAGUCGAGCUACAGGACGGCGCGGUUCCUGUACUCCCAGCCUGUGGUGGCCAUUUUCCCCGCAGCCAAGCAGAUUUCCGCUUUUGAGAAGUACGGAUUCAUGGUCCAGCCGCGGCCAAACGAUUCGUACAAUACGCAGAACGUCUCUCCUUACGAAUACAUUCUGCCUCAACUGCAGGUAACGCAGACCAAGGAGAGCAACUUCUCGAAAGCAUUCCCGGCUCUGGGGUCCCUCAGCGCACCAGGAGAUGGAACCAGGAUAUCGAGCUUCGCUGAUCCGAACUCGCAAUCCGGGAAGCACGUGACAGGACAGGAAUACGAGACUGCGAUAUACGCGUGGUGCAUUCGCAUGUCCAGGGAACAUCUCGACGACGAGAGGCUUAUCUUUGUCGAGCUACUUGCGGAGCUGGUCAAGUUUGCGGAAACCAACCCUAUUGAUAACCGAUCUGAGUACGCAAAGGAGGGUCAGCGUCGCUUGUUGGCUGUUCUCAUUGUCCCGCUGCUCGCGAAGAUGGCCGACGAAGGCGAGGCAGGUGGCCGCUCCGAGCGCUCCACGAAGGCGAUGAGAUUAAUGGCAGCGUUGCUAGAGUACGAUCCGAUUCUGCAAAACGCUGCUGCAGACUCGGGCAUCAUCAGGAAGGUCUGUUAUGUUCUCAAGAAGUCGUUUGACGCCGUGGUUGGCGAUCAACCGAAGCGCUGGUCACCUAUUCCGUCAUCGCCGGAUGAAAUGGACAGCCUGGAGGGCGUGGAAAGAGCGGACGUGCUCGGUAGCCCUGGAGUAUCACCUGAGGUACACAUUCUCCUGAAGAGUCGGGAGUGUUCGUUGCUUGCGCUUGCGGCUAUUGCACACAAGGAAGAUCCUCACCGAAAGACGAUCAUCGAGAGCGGUGCUGUGGCUUGCAUUGCCGAUUCCCUUAUUCCGUACGAGCGAGAGGAUGAGGAAAUGUCACGCGGCACCAUCUCGACUGGCGCGAAGGAUGGCAAUCCUAUACCUGUGCUGAUUGCUGCCUGCAAUGCGGCCAGGGCAAUGUCGAGAUCGGUCAGCGUGCUGAGAACAAGUAUGAUGGACUAUGGCAUCGCCAAGCCGAUCUAUGGUCUUCUCAAGCAUUCCGUCAUCGACGUGCAGAUUGCGACGACGGACGUUCUAUGCAACCUGCUCUUGCAGUUCUCGCCGAUGAGAGAGGACUUGAUUGAGGCAGGUGUUGUCAAGACCUUAUGCGAACACGCACAUUCGGCUGAUUCAAGGAUACGUCUGAUCUCGCUCUGGGCUCUGAAGCAUCUCGUCUUGCAGGCAGACAACGAGAUCAAGAUACAGUGUCUGGAAGAGCUUGGUACUGGCUGGCUGAUCAACACUGUCAGUGGAGAGGCUCGACAGGUGCAGAUGCCUAAGGGACAUUUCCAGCACUCAAGACCAGCCACCCCAUCACUGGGCAUGGGAACCCCCAAUGCCGCUGGCGAGCAAGUUGAUCUGCUCAAUGCUGUUGAGGAGCCAAGUAUGGAUAUCGACAAUGACACGGGAGCCUCAGGAGAUGAGGACGAUGUCAUGGCAGACAGCAUCGGGCUUCUGCGGAACCGCAGCGCCAACGCAAACAGCACAGUCGCCAAGAACAAGGCGAAGCUGCGGGCAAUAAAAGAUGCAGAGACCAACCCUAUAAUCCGUGCCCAGAAGGAAGACCUACGGAUUCAGGAGCAGGCGCUUGAUUUCAUCCGCAACCUGAUCAUGACAGACGCCGGCUCCAGCCCUGGCGAUAUGAUUGACCACGUCCUGCAGACGUUUGGCCGGGACCGCUUCUUCGAAAUCCUAACCGCCAAAUUGCGGCCUCGCUCUACAGGUGCAGCUCCCUCUUCUUCGAGCCAACACCCAAGUCCCUACCAACAACACUCGUCCACAUCAUCCCCCAACCCAGAAGGCGCCGCGGCUACGACCCGAAACAAUUCGGGCGGCAGCACGUCAGCGCCGUCGGACCUGGCGCACCUGGCGCCGCCCGAGAUCUUACUAGCGACGACGUUCAUCGUGGUACACGUGGCGAACGGCAAGCCGGCGCACCGGCAGCUGGUCAUCGCCCAAACGGGCCUGAUGCGCGAGCUGCUGCCCCUCUUCUCGCACCCGGACCGGCGCAUCCGCGUGGCGUGCGUGUGGCUGGUCAACAACCUGACGUGGAUCGAGGACGCGUCGGACCACGCGGCGGCGCGCCAGCGCGCACUCGAGCUGCGCGGCCUCGGCGUCGAGGCGCGCGUCCGCCUGUGCCUGAGCGACGCCGAGCUCGACGUCCGCGAGCGCGCCAAGACGGCCAUGGAGCAGGUCGGCAAGCUGAUUGACAAUCAUAGCCAUGGCCACGGUUUGGGGCACGGGGGUGGGCAGAGCGGGGUUGGUGGUGGAGGCGGUGGUGCCGGCAGCGGUGGCGGUGGCGGUGCUGGUGGUGGUGGUUCGGGCAGUGGUGGUGCUGGGAGCGGCGGGAGUGGGAGUGGCAGCGGAAGUGGUAGCGGGACGCCUGGGGGUGGUGCCGGUGGGAGUGGCGGCGGCGGCGGCAUCGGUAGCGCCAUGGCUGCGGGGUUCAUGGCGGGGCUGGGCGCGUCGUCGGGGUCGCAUAGGCCGUGGAAUCAGGAGAGGUAA
Molecule: messenger RNA, 3438 nt
Organism: Lasiodiplodia theobromae
Lineage: Eukaryota; Fungi; Ascomycota; Dothideomycetes; Botryosphaeriales; Botryosphaeriaceae
Product: Armadillo repeat protein
Exons: 3
Coding region: 1-3438 (1145 amino acids)
Biological process (GO): proteasome-mediated ubiquitin-dependent protein catabolic process
Cellular component (GO): GID complex
Molecular function (GO): protein binding
Source: RefSeq, a predicted model, not a curated record